AUGGCAGUACUUCGAGUUGAAAAUACCAAUGUGACUGAUCUUCCAGUGAAUAACAGCGACGAAAUAACGCUGUACCAAAUUGGCCGGUACAUCAGCUCCAAUGAAGCUGUUCGGCGUAUCUUUGGAUUCCCAAUUCAUGAACGGGAUCCAACCGUUAGUCAUUUAGCCGUCCAUCUUGAAAAUGGUCGGAGCGUAUAUUUCACGAACGAGACAGCGAUUGACCGAGUUAUAAAUCCACCAAAAACUAUACUCACCGAAUUUUUUAAAUUGUGUAAUCGUACGGAUGCUUUUGGUGCCUUUGCACGGACAUUACUCUACUCAGAAGUACCACACUAUUUCACAUGGGCUCAAACAAAAAAAAUGGUCACCCCGCUAGCAAGGCACACCGAUAUACGUAAAGUCGAUGGACAUCAGCAUUCAACUUAUAAAGAUGCAUGCCUUGAACUCGGCUUACUGGAAGACGACAACCAGUGGGAAUGUAUGCUUGCUGAAGCAGCAUUGAACUGUGCUGCAAAGCAAAUUCGUCUACUAUUUGCUAUAGUAUUAACUACAUGCUUCCCGGCCCGUAUAGAAACGUUAUGGGAUAAUCACAAAGAUUCGAUGACUGAUGAUAUACGGUAUCAACAUCACACAAGUUGCAACGAUCUAACUAUUGCAUUCAGAGAUGCUAUGUACAAUGAAGCACUGAUUGCUAUUGAGGAUCUUUGCCUUAGUAUUGCCAACUUGCCCCUCAGUCAUUUCGAUAUGCCUUCGCCAAAUCGAAGUGCAUCUGAUUUAUUAACCACUGACAUGAAUCAUGAAUUUCAAUACAAUACGAUAGAAAUGGCAGUGAUUGUUGCUUGCAAUGUUCCACUAAUGAAUGAGGAACAAAGGAACAUUUAUGACAGCAUUAUGCUCGCAGUUUCGUCAGGACAAGGUGGAUUUUUCUUUGGAUGCACCAGGUGGAAUUGGAAAACAUUUAUUAUUCCGCUGAUUCUCGCUGAAAUACAAUCAAAUAAUGGCAUCGCGUUGGCCGUUGCAUCAUCUGGCAUUGCGGCUAUUUUAUUGGAUGGAGGGAGAACAGCUCAUUCAGUAUUUAAGCUGCCAUUAAAUAUUAAGCUGCCAUUAAACAACCAAGACGCAGUGUGCAGCAUUAAAAAGUAA
Messenger RNA from Parasteatoda tepidariorum (common house spider), 1143 nucleotides. RefSeq lists its product as uncharacterized. Lineage: Eukaryota; Metazoa; Arthropoda; Arachnida; Araneae; Theridiidae. The record is from RefSeq and is a predicted model, not a curated record.